UUAAUGUUUUGGUCAGAUCAGCUGAUUGUGAGCACGAGCAGGAGGGCGUUUUCACACAAAAUGUUGCAGCUUACUAAAAGAUUGCAGGAGGGAAUCUCCUUAAUCAAUGCAACGGAUAUCAAUAAAGUUAAAGGACUUCUUGGUCGUGUGUGUGCAUCACUCUGUGCUGGACAUUCACAGGUAUUUUCAGAAGAAGAAGAAGAGAAAUUGAGUGCUUCUCUUGGUCUGCCAGUAGAAAAGACAAGACAGUUGAUAUACACCAACAUAUAUAUCAUGCAACAGGCAGCGCAUGGGAUGGUAAGACCAAUUUUCCUUGGAGAACAGCUUCAAGCAUGUGAAAUGACACCAGAUAGAGCCAAUGUAUUUGUGGAACACUGGACGACACAUGCAAAACAAAUUGUGGAAACAUUGCGUCAGCAAAGUUUAUCAGAGAAACAGCUGGCAGAUAUUUCAUGGGAACUUCACCUGAAGACCGCUUCAUCAGGAUGUGCAAGACAAACUCACCCCAUUGCACAUUUACAACUGAACCUAAGUAACAGCAAGGAGCCAUCAAGCACCAAAGUGGGACCUACAGAGUCUGUGGUCAUGCAGUUUAAUCAAGACCAACUCUACCAAUUGUAUGAUCAGAUUGAGCAAAUUCAGGCAAAUUUAGAUGCUCUGAGAUAGUGACAACUACUUACAUGAAGAAUACUAGGAAUUUAUAAGAUGAAUUGUAUAUUACUGAUCAUUAGAGAAAAAUGAGUAUUUUGUAGCAUAAUUAUUUUCAGAAAUAUUAAAAGAUGCUGAAUUCAUUUUGCUAUUAAACUGCUUCUAUGUACUGUAGAUAAAGUUUGCUGAUUAUAGAAAUCUUCCUGGGUCAUUUGCAAUCCGGUGUUUCAGUAAUUUGAUUUUUUUUUUUUUUUUUUUUUUUUUUUUUUUGUAAAUCUAUUUUAUUGUGGAUCUUGAUUGAAUGCAGUCAAAGUGGAGAGUAGAGAUUCUACAGAAGAUUUUUUAAAACUGUUUCAUGUCAAAUUAAUAAAAUCCUAAAACAAAGAA
Penaeus vannamei (Pacific white shrimp) is the source of this 1035-nucleotide messenger RNA. RefSeq names its product COMM domain containing 10 protein valette (gene Vlet). The record is from RefSeq and is a predicted model, not a curated record. NCBI's taxonomy places the organism in Eukaryota, Metazoa, Arthropoda, Malacostraca, Decapoda, Penaeidae.